Suillus paluster is the source of this 1325-nucleotide messenger RNA. RefSeq lists its product as uncharacterized. The transcript has 2 exons. NCBI's taxonomy places the organism in Eukaryota, Fungi, Basidiomycota, Agaricomycetes, Boletales, Suillaceae. Gene Ontology annotation, biological process: lipid metabolic process. Bases 45 to 1196 code for a protein of 383 amino acids. The record is from RefSeq and is a predicted model, not a curated record.
CUCCUGAGCCCAGCGAGGUCUUUCGGCAAAUUGUCGCCCUGUCCAUGGCCUCAAACGCUCUCUAUAAGUUGAAAGGCCGCCGAGACGCUCUCCUACAUUGCAUACAGACCAAGUUACCUGGCAUUGUCUCAGCUAUCAGCGGCCAGUGGACAGUGCUGCGCCGGAACGAUGAAGAAACCGGGCCUAGUAACACGUGGUUUAUCGCGCAUAGCCCGAGCGUCCUCUUCGAUGAUGGGAAAGAACAUGAGGCAUACGUGAUAGCUAUCGCUGGGACGAAUGCCAACGCAGGUUCUGGUGGCUGGGAAGAAAACCUCGGGGUUGGCGAAGUAGUGGACUUUCCCGCGUGGGUGACAAGCGGAAUCACUCAACCUCCGGUGCCAGUGAACUACGUAGACGUUGUUCCAGCUGGGACAUAUGUGGCCAAUGGAACGGCCACUGGUGUGCACACCCUACUUUCCGAGUGUUGCCUUCAAGGCUCAGCUUCAGCGGGUCUCACACUCUAUGAAUACCUGACUGGCAUAACCGCAUCGGAGUCAACGAGAGUGGUGUUCACGGGACACAGUCUCGGCGGGGCCUUGUCUCCUACGUUAGCACUUGCGCUUGCCAGAUCGGGUGCCCUGAAAGGGGAGGCGCUGGUGUAUGCCACCGCUGGGCCAAGCCCCGGCAAUAGCGGCUUUGCAAAUCUCUUUGCAGAAACUUUUCCAACGUCCCCGAGCACAUGCCCUGAGACUCCAUAUGCAGUCUGGAACAGAAACAUCAUCAAUUCUCUCGAUAUCGUACCGCAGGCGUGGUGCACGAACCCCAUACUAUCACCUGCGCAGAACAUGAACAACAUUCCGCCCAUAUACGGCGUUCCAGUUAUACCACUUGUCGCAGCCGUCAUCUUUGGCCUCAAACUCAGUGCCAACAGGUCACGCACGGUGUACAUCCCACUCCAGAGCUGCAUCCUUUCCGGCAUCAAACCUCAAACGGUCCCAGGAACUAAGACUGCGUUUAUGCAUGAUGCAUUGGAUCAACACACUACGUUUUACACCGGCGUAUUUGGUGUGGGGUCGCCAGAGUUGGAGUGCGAUAAGCUCACAAAGAAGACGGAGGAAGAGAUGUUCCUUGAAUAUCCUGUUAUUGGUGACAUUAAGUGGGUAGAGGAACACCCAGCUGAAGUGGAGGUCGCAGUGUCCGCGUUGCAAGGCGAGUGAGGGUACACCCGACGACGGUGAGGAGUAGCAUUCGGAUGGGCCUCGGAGCGAGUGUACGUUAAGCAAUUUGUAUGUAUGAUUUGAGGGCAACUGUGAUAAGUACGUUUGUGGUGAUUCUGAAUGAAAAAA